Messenger RNA from Staurois parvus, 421 nucleotides. Lineage: Eukaryota; Metazoa; Chordata; Amphibia; Anura; Ranidae. The record is from the annotation of a GenBank genome assembly.
UGACCUUCCUGUGUGGAAUCCCAGGAAUACUGAGGACAGGGACAUCUCUCUGGUGGGUUCCCAUUACUGGAUCCAUCUACCUGAUGAUGGUGGGGGAUCGUGUGACCUUCCUGUGUGGAAUCCCAGGAAUACAGAGGACGGGGACAUCUCUCUGGUGGGUUCCUAUUACUGGAUCCAUCUACCUGAUGAUGGUGAGGGAUGGCGAAACACACAUACUGACUGAAUCCAUUGUUUCUAUGUGUUUAUCAGAUGAUGGGGGAUCUAGGUGGAUCCUCCAUACUGCUCUCUCCUUUACAAUAAAGUCUCCUCUUACCCGACCCGAAUCACCACCUACCUGAUCAUUGUGAGGGAUGGCGUGAUCUUCCUGUGUGGAAUCCAGAGGACGGGUACUUCUCUCUGGUGGGUUCCCCUUACUGGAUUC